Molecule: messenger RNA, 1392 nt
Organism: Brugia malayi
Lineage: Eukaryota; Metazoa; Nematoda; Chromadorea; Rhabditida; Onchocercidae
Gene: Bma-pqn-32
Product: DB module family protein
Exons: 7
Coding region: 1-1392 (463 amino acids)
Source: RefSeq, a predicted model, not a curated record
AUGGAUGUGACAUUGGUGCUUUUGUCGGUAUUAAUUUCGAUGUUUACCUGCAACAUUGGUGCAGAUUUGCCAAGUUGUGAACGAGCCCGCUGCCAUCACUGUCGAGUGACUUUCAUUGCUACGAUGUGCCCCGAAACUUGUAGACCAUGUUUGAAGGAAAUUCCUAUACCAGAACGAUAUUCACCAAAGUUUAUGAAUGACUCAUCCAACGUUUUCCAACGACCUCAAGCUAGAACUGUGAAUAUCCAACAGCUAUUACCACAGCACCCAUCACAAAAUCCAUCAUACGGCGCAAAAUAUAGCUUGAUAUCUCCACUACCAACACAGGAAUCACCACUCGCCUCAUACCAUUAUCAGUAUUUGCCACAACAGCCUCAACCAAGAAUUCCACCCAUGUCAAGUCAACAAACUGCUUUGUUUGAUACUGCAUUUCCAUCAUUCCCAGCAGUUACCUUCCCAACAUUUCCGCCAUUCACAUUUCCACCGAUAACACUUGCGCCUCCUUUUUAUCGAACUUUAGCAACUGAAGUAUUACCGAAUCAGUUUCCCGCCCAACCUGCCACCCAAACACAGCUACUUCAAUCUCAAAGACAAAGAACCGACAUAGUUGCUUCCGAACAAGCGAUUGCACCAUAUGCAGCUAUCGGUUCUCAACCUCAAAUCUAUUUACAACCGCAGCAAAAGACAGUCCAAUCAGCACCUUAUACAAUCCAACAGCGAGCUGUUCCAAUGUACCCUGUUAAUAGUCAAUCACAACUACCUGCUCAACAACUGCAAUCACCACGACAGGCACCUUACUUGCAAGUCCAGCAACCGCAACAACACUUUUAUACGACAAACCAACAACCUACUGUAUCCAUCAGACCACUUCCACAAUCCCAUUUGUCUCAAAAAAUAGCACGACCUGCAUUACUACCAUCACAAAAAUACAGUAUCGAUGCAGCAACCAAUUAUAUUGAAGAAUCGUAUUACAAAACUAAGCCAAAACAGCCCCCUGCUCUUACUCAGUGUCCUCGACAACCUAACUGGGAACCAUGCAUAACAAAAGAUAUGGCAAAUGAUAGAUUUAAAGCAUGCUGCCAGGAACUGGGCGAGGGAUGUGCCGCACUAUGCAAUUAUGAUGCCACUUUAACUACAAUUCAACUAGCAGUACUUACAGGCCGAUGUCCUCUAAAUAAAGUUGGUAAUGUAAUGAUUUGUGCCAGUGGAUAUCAAGAUGCAACACCAUGUUGUGAAGCAUACCACGUAUUCGAACCUGGUUACGAGCACUGUAGGCCGUACUGUAAUCCAGCAGCUGGAUUACCACAAGGUGUUCUGCUUAGCGAACAAUAUAAAUGCCUCGGAAAAUUGAGUCAAAUACAGCGGUGUUUCUAUGUCUCACAAAGGCCAUAA